AUGAUCGGAACAGCACGACAAAAAGGUCAGUUGGCGCUGUAUACGUUUUCGCUAGUCGUCGCGACGUUGGGGAUCAUAGCUCGAUUAUGGGCGAGGAAGAUCACGCAGACGAGAUGGCAGGCUAAUGAUUAUCUUAUGCUUGCUGCGUAUUCCAAUGUAGUCGGUCUGGUCAUUGCCGCAAUCAUUGCGGUCGUCAAGGGUGAAUUGGGCGCUCACCAAAAAGACAUUCCAUUAGAACGACAAUUGGAACUCAUGCCCCUCAAUAUGAAGAUCGUCGUAGCCAUCCCCCCGCUCUUGAUAUCUUCCAGCAUCUUCGUAAAGAUGUCCAUCACACACUUCUACAUCGCCCUCUUCCCUCACACAGCCCUCUCCCGACUAUGUAAGAUCCAACUCGUCGCUCUGGUGAUCUCCUGGUUCGCCCUGGUGCUUCCAUGUUUCUUCGUCUGCGUCCCACUGGCAAAGAUGUGGGAUCCAACCAUCAAAGGGAAGUGCUUUGACGUCAAGAAGUUCUGGCUCGGGUCGAGUAUCAUAGCACUGUUCUUCGACCUCAGCUGCGUCGUGUUGCCCAUCCCGACUUUCUGGCGGUUGCAGACGACGACGAUGAAGAAGGUCAAAUUGACUUUCAUCUUCGGUCUCGGAUUCUUCAUAUGCAUAAUCUCCAUCUGCCGUACAAUCUACGACGAAUUCCUCUCCUUCGACGACCUCACCUGGACCGCCUCCCCGAUCAUCCUCUUCACGGUCCCGGAGCCCUCCCUCGGCAUCGUCGCCGGCUGCGUCCCCAUCACCCUCCCCCUCUUCAAAUACUUCCGCUCCUCCUUCCACAACUCCAAACUCGGCACAUUCUACACCCGCACCACCUCCCGGACCUCAACAGCCAACACAUCAUCCACCUCGCGCCGCGCCUCAAAACCCACAAGCAGCAAACCCCUCCCCGCCCUCCCAUCCUUCCGAACCCAAUUCUCCUCCACCAACACAACGACCACAACCACAACCAUCUCCAGCGCCCGCAGCGCCCGCACAAACACAACCCUCUCCCCCUGCCACGGCAAAUUCACAAAACUGCCCGACUCCCCACCCUCCCCACCAGACCUCGCCCCCCUAACCUCCGUCUACACCGUCAACACCUCCAUCGCCUCCCCGCUCACCCCCUCCCGCUCCCCCAUCGAGCGCGGCAUCGACCGCGUUCGCGAGGCGAUGUGGAACCGCGACCUCUUGCGUCCACCCCCUUCGACGACAGGGGUGGCGGAGACGUUGCAGCCGCCGCAGCCGAGGUUCAAUGAGGUGAGGAGGGGGUCGGUGGAGAAGAGUACGGUGCAUGCGGGUGAGGUGGCCGAGAGGGGGGUUAUGGGGAUUACGGUGCGGAGGGAGAUUGUGGUUAGGGUUCAUGGGGAGGGGGAUGAAGAGGGGCGGAGGAGUGAGGGGGAGAGGGAGAAGGAUGACUGGGAUGGGAGGACUUUGUCGUGA
This is a messenger RNA of Aaosphaeria arxii CBS 175.79, 1464 nucleotides long. RefSeq lists its product as uncharacterized. The transcript has 4 exons. Lineage: Eukaryota; Fungi; Ascomycota; Dothideomycetes; Pleosporales. The coding region runs from base 1 to 1464 and encodes 487 amino acids. The record is from RefSeq and is a predicted model, not a curated record.